AUUAAACUGAAUCGCGGGCUAAAAAUACAAUAAACAAUUGCGUUUUGCAUUAUUAAGAACUUUUCUCGUUUGCUCAGGUAGACGUAGACAUUUUUCCAACAAUUUGCUUGAACUUCUUCUCCCAUGAUUAAAAUUGGUGCUUUCAAUUCACCAAACGUGAGGCCCAGAUGGGCCUUCAUCUUGCCGUUACUCUCCGUGGCAGCAUGGUGGGGAAUGCUGAUUGCCAUGAUCGUGUGUUGGGUGGCGCAGGGCAGGCCUAACUACGAGCAAGAUCACAUUUACAUGGCCCAUCUCAUUGUGUAUUUGUCCAACGUCGGAGCCACUAAUCUGCAAGGACUUUUCAUUGCCGGCACAGCAACCAUGGGCUUUUUCUUCGUGUGGGCCGUAAUAGAGGAGGCAUACCUUAGAUCUCGCCGGAAACGUUAUUUGCUACCACGGUUCCGUCGCACAGUUACCGCUCUACAUGUUGUUUGUAUCAUACUGAUCUUUCUAUCCUCGCUUUCCAUCUUUUUCGUUUCUUGUUUCAAGGACACCCAAUAUGACACCGUUCACUUGACCUUUGUGGGUAUCUUCAUUGUGCUCGAUCUUUUGUGGGCAAUCUGCAACAUCAGCCUGUACUUCAUCUAUGCCAAACAUUAUACCCAUUUCAAAUGGUUCAAAUGGAGUGCCUGGCUGAAACUGGUAUGGCUGAUUAUUGGAAUCGCUCUCGCUAUUGGCUAUGUGGCAUGCAUGCGAAUUGCAAGCAGACAUGGCGACGCAUCUCGGCUGUGGGGCGUCUCUGGGGUGUUUGAAUGGGCCUUGUGUUUCUGGUUCGGUGUGAUCAUGUUCUUGUUCUCUGUCGACCUUGGCCUCAGAUCUAAGGCUGAUUCAGAUUACCAGACCGAUUCUAGCUCUGAGUGGGACAAGGAAAACAACACUCAAACGCCUCCCCAGGGAGAUGUUCAUUAUUGAUACGAUAUCAUGUACCGAGUAGAAUAAAAAGACGUUAUCACUUCAUAUCAAACGAGACAAUUAAACAAAUAAACCUUAAAUUUAAACAAGGG
This is a messenger RNA of Ogataea polymorpha, 1043 nucleotides long. RefSeq lists its product as uncharacterized. The transcript has a single exon. The record is from RefSeq and is a predicted model, not a curated record. Gene Ontology annotation, cellular component: plasma membrane. Lineage: Eukaryota; Fungi; Ascomycota; Pichiomycetes; Pichiales; Pichiaceae. The coding region runs from base 124 to 951 and encodes 275 amino acids.